ACUCUGAUAGAGAAAAAAAAUAGUGCAGUGCUGUGCAGUGGCUGAUUUUUUUUCUGCUCAACUUCCAAAUUGCUGAAAAAAUAGAUCAAAAUUAUUUCCAGCAGUGAAGAAAAAUGCAAUUAUAAGAGUAGGUCCAGCAAAGAACAAAAACACAGCGCCAUGGAAUUGUCGCACAGUCUCACGCUGAACGAGGAGGCCCUCAAUCAGAUUCCGGAGCAGAAACGUCCGGUGUUCAUCUUCGAGUGGUUGCGCUUCCUGGACAAGGUGCUGGUGGCCGCCCAGAAGUCCGACAUCAAGGGCUGCCAGAAGAAGCUGGUCGAGCAGCUGACCCAGCACAUCCAAGGAUCUCCCGGUCCGCCGACACGGAAGUUGAUAGCCCGCUGUUUGGCCACUUUGUUCUCCGUGGGGGAUACUUUUCUGUUGUUCGAAACGGUGAACAAGUGCAAUGAUAUUUUAAAGAACAAGGAUGAUUCCCCGAGCUAUCUGUCUACUCGAUUGGCCGCAAUCUGCGUUGUCGGGUGUAUGUACGAAAAACUGGGCCGAAUGAUGGGGAGGUCGUACGAGGAAACGGUGCAGAUCUUGAUCAAAUCGCUGAAGAAUGCGGAAUCGCAGGUGCGAAUCGAAAUAAUGCUUACUCUGGAGAAAGUUUGCGCUGGAAUGGGCUCGGCUAUUUCCAACGUGCACAAAGACGUCUAUAAAGCGGUGCGCUACUGCCUGACUGAUCGCGUUAUGGCCGUACGGGUUGCAGCCUCUAAUUGUCUGUUGGAAAUGACCAAACAUGCACCGUUCUUGUACACCACGGAACUGGAAAGCCUGGCAUCGCUGUGCUUCCGUGCAUUCGAUAGCUGCAACUACGAGGUGAGAUGUGCCGUUGCGAAGCUACUGGGAACGCUGAUCGCGUGCACCCAGAACGGAAGUCUAAGGAACUUCAACAGCAUGACCUCGUCGGCUUCCAGUGCGAAAUCGAUCCGCUCCAUUUCGCUGGAUGAAGCCCUGGGUGUUCUGAUGGCUGGAUUCCUCCGAGGGGGUGUAUCCUUCCUCAAAGGUACCGGAGAAAUUAUCAAGGGAAGCUCCGGGGUCAAUCGGGAAGUUCGUGUCGGCGUUACCCAUGCAUAUGUCGUUUUCGUGCAAACAAUGGGAGGUCUGUGGCUGGAAAGAAACAUGCAAACGUUCCUGGCACAUGUCUUGGACUUGGUGGCCAAUCCGAAGGCCGCCUCCUCUCACGUGGACGCAGUAUACUCAAGAAAAUGCAUCAACUUCAUCCUACGAUCGGUCAUUGGUAAAAUGCUCGGAGAAAAAGCCCAAUCCUCUGCAUGCAAAGAACUGAUCCACAUAAUAGCGAAACAAAUGAACUCCAUCGAUUUCAACCCAGAAAACGCCAAGGAUUCCAACCAGGAAACGCUCUUCAGUCAGCAUUUGUUGGUCUGUGCUCUGCAGGAGCUCGGCAGCUUAGUCCUCCUCCUGGGAACCACUGCCCAAAAUCUCCUCACCGAUCAAUCACUAAACUUCAUCGACGCUACCUGUGCUGUCCUGAUCCAUCCCUGCAUGGCAGCGCGACUGGCCGCUGCAUGGUGCUUGCGCUGCGUUUGCGUGGCCGUUCCCAGCCAGAUCACCCCUCUCAUCGACCGCUUCAUCGAAGCCAUCGAGAAAAUGCGAACCUCUCCCGAUGCCAUCUCCGGUUACAGUGGCGCCCUAGCUGCCGUUCUCGGUGGAGUUCGCUUCUCGCCGCUGGGAAUUCCCCACACCCGGGGAAAGAUCAUCUUCAACACCGCCGAAGAACUGCUCCGCACUGCUAGCCAGAACAGUCGACUAUCCCUGAACAGAACGCAAGCCGGUUGGCUGCUCAUCGGCGCCAUCAUGACCCUAGGUGUCCCCGUAGUCAAAGGACUGCUCCCGCGAAUGUUGCUGCUCUGGCGGAAUGCGUUCCCACGUUCCACGAAGGAACUGGACUCGGAAAAGGCACGCGGCGAUGCGUUCACCUGGCAAGUCACGCUGGAGGGACGAGCCGGAGCCCUGUCGGUGAUGCAUAGCUUCUUGCUACACUGCCCGGAAUUGGUCACCGACGAUAUCACGAGACGGUUGCUGACUCCCAUCGAAAGUGCUCUGGCGAUGUUGAUCAACAUUACGUCGGUUCUGAAGAGCUACGGACAACAUCUAAAGGCUCCAACGGCUAUGGUUCGUUUACGUUUGUACGAAACGCUCUCCCUGCUACCGGCAAAUGCACUCGAAUCGUCCUACACACAUCUGCUACGCAUGCUAGUAUCCGAGUUCACGUUGACGGAGAAUCCAGCCAACACAACCACUUCCCUCUUGAGACAGAUGUGCCAUGCGGAUGAUUCUAUAAUUCUGGGAACAUGGCUGCAGGAAACUGACCAUCGCACAAUCGAAGAUCAGAUGGAACCGAAUCGUAAAGCUGACGGUGAAUAUCUUCAACCGAACAGCGCUGCCGGCUCGGGAGCUCUCGAACACGAUCCCUGCUGUUUGUACCGGGCAGUUUCCAGCGGAGAGCAAUGCCCUGGCCCUCUUCCUCUGGGUGUGGCGGUGAUUGAUAUGUCCGUGGCCCUAUUUGGCCUGAUCUUCCCGAAAGUGGCCAACAAGCACCGUUUGCAGAUGUUGGAGCACUUUGGCGAGUGUAUAAAACAUGCCAAGAGUUCGCGCCAGGAAGCGGUGCAGAUGAACAUUUUUACUGCGCUGUUGAGCGGUUUGAAGGGUUUAACAGAAACGAAAUCUAGUAUUGGACAGGAGGAAGUCAGAAAGAGUGCCACUAAUUUGAUUAUCAAUGCUUUGAUUUGCACAAAUCCUAUACUGCGAUGUGCAGCUGGAGAGGCACUGGGAAGAAUUGCACAAGUUGUUGGGGAUUCGCGCAUUACUGCUGAACUUGCACAGACCAGUUUCGAUAGGCUAAAGUCUGCCAGGGAUGUGGUGACAAGAACUGGGCAUUCUUUGGCAUUGGGUUGCCUGCAUCGAUACGUAGGUGGAAUGGGUUCGUCACAACACCUCAAUACGAGUGUUUCCAUAUUGUUGGCAUUGGCACAGGAUGGAAGCUCACCGGUCGUACAAGUUUGGUCGUUAUAUGCACUGUCGUUGAUUGCUGACUCCGGUGGGCCAAUGUUCCGAGGUUAUGUAGAACCAACGCUUUCUUUGGCGUUAAAAUUGCUGCUCUCAGUUCCUCAGUCGCACGUUGAUGUCCAUCAGUGUAUUGGACGAGUCCUGAGCGCCCUAAUCACUACGAUAGGUCCCGAACUGCAAAGCAAUGGUCAAUCCAUCAGUACUGCUAGAUCAUCAUUCCUCUGUGCGGCAGCGAUUAUGCAAGCCCACUCGGAUCCGUUGGUCCAGGCUGAAGCCACGGGAUGUCUACAGCAGCUACAUCUGUUUGCACCCCGCCAUGUCAAUUUAUCAACGUUGGUUCCUAAUCUGUGCCAAAAUCUGAGCAGUAACUAUCUGAUGCUCCGAAAAGCCGCCGUAUCAUGUCUUCGUCAAUUAACUACUCGUGAGGCCAAGGAAGUUUGUGAACAUGCAAUGACACUGGUAAGUGAUGAUGAUGGAUUCGCUUUGUCCGAUUAUGGACUGCCAGGUGUUUUAUUCGGUAUGCUGGAUACCGAAAGUGAUACGAUAAUGAUAAAGAACAUCCACGACACAAUAACAUCAAUGCUGCAAAUAUUGGCAGCAGACAAUCUUUCGCAGUGGUUGAGUAUGUGUAAGAACGUUCUUACUGUGGCAUCGGAAGCUGCGCUAACAGCUGGCCCAGCGGAAGCCGCUACCAUCAAAGAAGACGCAGAUGAUGCUGAAGAUGUCGAAGCAGAUGAUGACAACAUUGAGUUUCACGCUGAAGACAAUCAGGCGACUCAUCCAGCAGUUCAACCUCGAUGGCCAACGCGCGUUUUUGCCGCCGAAUGUGUGAGGAAGAUUAUAUCCACGUGCGAGAAUGCAAAUGCUGCACAUUUCGAUUUGUUGCUGGCUAAGGAGAUUCAAAUCACCAAAUCACGUGGCGAUUAUCUGGUGUUGCAUUUAUCCGAUCUCAUUCGUAUGGCUUUUAUGGCUGCCACAAGCGAUUCAGAUCAGUUGAGACUCGAAGGUUUGAAAACCUUGCAGGAGAUCAUUGACAAGUUUGCGAGAGUUCCUGAACCAGAAUUUCCUGGUCAUCUACUCCUAGAGCAGUUCCAAGCUCAAGUCGGAGCAGCAUUGAGACCAGCAUUCUCACAGGAUACGCCCUCUCAUGUUACGGCGGCUGCGUGUGAAGUCUGUUCGGCAUGGAUUGGUUCCGGAGUGGCAAGAGAUUUGAAUGACUUAAGACGUGUCCAUCAAUUGUUGGUAUCGAACCUAAGCAAACUCAACGAUAAAACCAACAGUACGAAACUGUACAAUGAAAGUAUGGCUACGCUAGAGAAAUUGAGCAUUUUGAAGGCAUGGGGCCAGGUCUACAUCAUGGCAAUGAUGGAUAACGGAACGGCUCCGUCAAGUAUGCUGUUGAAAUCUUUGCCUUCUUCGUCAACGACAAUUGCGGCACCAACAAACGAUAUGAACCGUCUCACGUUGGAAGAUGACUUCGGUGACUUUGAGAGUCGUGGCGAAAGUUUACUGUCGCUUGUGCAACCUGAGCUAGCUAAUCUCUCCACCCACUGGCUAUCUGCUCUUAAGGAUUAUGCUCUGCUGUCAUUACCAGCGGAAUACGCCAGUCAAUUGCCACACGAUGGCGGAGCUUUCUACACUAACGAUACGAUGAAUCUAUCCAAGCCGCAUUAUCUCACAUCUUGGCCACCUAUCCUGUAUGCUUCUGCCCUGUGGCUAAACUCCGAAGGUUUCUCCAAAACCGAAUCCGACGAAACCUCGAUCGAUAACGACGACAAAGUCAACGCUACUGAUCUUGCGAAUGGUAACAAAAUUGCCACGGAUAGAAUGCAUCCAAAUGAGUCUACGAUCAGCGGCACGGCAAGUGCCACCAUCUCCUAUGGCAGCGUAAGCGCCGAUCGUUUCCAUCUAGUGUUUGGCAUUUGCAUGGAAGCUCUUUGCAGUACGCGAACAAACGAAAAGCUCGAAAGCGUGAUCGCCUGCCUUCAAGCGCUCUACACGAUGUUCGAUUCCAAGUGGUCGCGCCAGAUGCUAACCAAGAACAAAUCUCUCCCAGUUGAACUGUGCAAUGUCCUACAUCGUCUAAUACUCACCAGAGACAGUCUGGAGGUGCAGUAUUUGUGCAUAUCGAUCCUGAAGCAAACCAUCGUUGCCGCGAAUGAAUGCUUGGAUUUGGAAAAACAAGAUAAAAUGGCAGAGUUCGAGAAUAAAACCGACAACGGUAAUGACGAGAACCGUGACAUUGAUAACCUCGGCGAGGGUGGAGAAGAAGGGGAAAUACUACCGGGCAAAUCGCACGUUUACGCCAUCUUAGAAGUAGUCCUGUGUCUUUUGGCCAGACAAAUCCCCGCUAUGAGUCCAUCACAAUCCGCUCGAGUGGCAAACGAGCAGCUUCAGCGUCAAAUAGCCCAGACCAAAAACGGUCUGUUCAAGCUUUCCGAAGACAAUAGUCUACUGGUAGCAACGGCCAUCAACUCUAUGACUGAUCUAACGAGACUCUGUUCACCUACAGGAGCCGUAUCAAUCCUUCCCACAAUGCUGUAUCUAACGACGGGAGUGAUCAAAGAAGUGGCAACGAAAUCGGUCAACGAUGAAACUAUUAUUGCCAAUUCCAAUAUCAUUCAAGCCGCACUGCAGCUGCUGAAAACUCUCGCCACCGAUCGAUAUAGCAAGCACGAUCUAUCCUCGAACGAGUGGCGAAAGUUACUCCAGAGUGCCCUCGGGAAGAUAAUCGAUCUCACCAAGACCGGAUGCGAUGAAACCAAACUGGAUGAGGUUACAAUGAUGCUGACGAUUGCAGUAUUUCUCCUACACACGCCAUCCUCGUUGGUAUCAGUACCAAAUUUACAGUAUCCUUGUAUAAACCACUUCCGUCAAUGCUUUCUGACCGGAUCGCCCAUGGUUCGGCUGAAGUGUGUCCAAACUAUGCGAUCGAUUUUCGUCAAUGCGGACUUGAAAGUGUCAACGCCAUACAUCCAUGCACUGGCUCCCAGAUUGAUUGAAACACUGUUCGCCGAAUCAAACCGGAUUCCCGCGAGCGAUAUGGAGCUGGCUAUCAUACUCGAAGGGAUAACAACUUUGGAAGCACUUAUCGCAUUGGCAGAACCCCAGAACCGCAUCCAAAUGUUGACUCUGCUGGUUCCGAUAUUGAUCAACUAUUUGCUAGACCCGGAUCAGUUCCGUUCCAAGCCUAAGCAGUGCGUCCAGCUUCACGAACACGCACUUCAGUGGCUCAUGAAGAUUGGACCGAAGUAUCCACAGGAGUUCAAGGCAUUUAUGGGACAGGCACCGGAACUACGCAUCAAACUGGAAACGGCCAUCAAACGCAAUCAGAUGAGUGCAAUCCAAGCGAAAAACAAAAGCGAAGCCGCCAACGCAGCAGCUCGGGCCAGUGCAACUCAACAGCAGAAACCUACAAUUCAAUUGAAGACCGACUUUAGCAACUUUAGCGCGACCUAGAUUUCGCCAAUCUACGCUUCAUAAUAGGUAAUAGGUAGAUCUGCGUUAAAAAAGAAUAAGACACUCGAUGGGGAUUUUUUUGAAAUUAACACGGUGAAAUAUGGGAAAUGGAUGUGAAUGAUUCUAGAAAAGUUUUAAAUGUUUUAUUGAAAUCGAUUCCGAAUCGAUUUGAAAGCAGAUUUAAAAAUUAACAUUUUAAAUUUUAGUAAAUUUAAACCGAAUUGAGUAUUAAGUAUACCAUUUAAUUUCUCUAGAGUUAGUAUCCUUAGACAGAUACACAUAUUUCGAACUCAACUUCAGUGUCGUGUAUUUUUGUCGAAGGAUACAAACUCUAGUGAAAUUAAAUUGUAUAGUGCUAAAUUCAGGUUUCAUUUACUUAUAGGUAUUCUACUAAACAGCUCGAAGAUUUUAGAUGUUAUCUAUUUGUUUUGAUUUGAUUGCAUUUUUCUUUUUUUUUAUUGAAUAUUUUCAGUUUCCAGGUUUAAUUAAUUUAAUUUAAUUUAAUAAUUUCACCACUUGUUUUGCCCAAACGGCUGUCUGCUAAGCGAGCGUUUCUGCUAAGCAUUAAACAUCGAGUGUGUUCUCCUUUUUAACGUGUAUCUCUUCAUAAUAUAACAAGAAUAAUGUAUGUUAACGCCCUUUAAUGAUGUAAUUGAAAAAUUUGAAUAAUAUCUCACAUAACAAUGAACCACUCACUAGUAGAAUAUUAUACUAUUGGCUGUUUAAUUUAAUUCAGGUCAUUUAAAUGCCUCUAUUAGUGAAACAAAAAAAAAUGUGUAGAAACUUAUUUACAUUCUAAUAUAACGAAAAUGUUAAUAUCUGUAUAAUUUACUGAAUAAAAAAGUAUUACUAUCAUUACUCA
Molecule: messenger RNA, 7390 nt
Organism: Aedes aegypti (yellow fever mosquito)
Lineage: Eukaryota; Metazoa; Arthropoda; Insecta; Diptera; Culicidae
Product: HEAT repeat-containing protein 5B
Exons: 7
Coding region: 160-6528 (2122 amino acids)
Biological process (GO): intracellular protein localization; endocytosis; retrograde transport, endosome to Golgi
Cellular component (GO): endocytic vesicle; Golgi apparatus; membrane
Source: RefSeq, a predicted model, not a curated record